AUGCAAUCAUCACAACGGUUAUAUCCCGGACUGAAUACGAUUACAUCCACCGCUACAAUGACACGUUAUUCACCUACCGGAACCGGCGCAACAACCGCAGCAGCUGCAUACCGUACUCGAAUGCCUAGUGUAG
Messenger RNA from Acanthocheilonema viteae, 133 nucleotides. The record is from the annotation of a GenBank genome assembly. NCBI's taxonomy places the organism in Eukaryota, Metazoa, Nematoda, Chromadorea, Rhabditida, Onchocercidae.